Molecule: messenger RNA, 1105 nt
Organism: Maniola jurtina (meadow brown)
Lineage: Eukaryota; Metazoa; Arthropoda; Insecta; Lepidoptera; Nymphalidae
Product: band 7 protein AGAP004871-like
Exons: 8
Coding region: 25-957 (310 amino acids)
Cellular component (GO): plasma membrane
Source: RefSeq, a predicted model, not a curated record
UAUUUUCUUGGCAUAUAAAUAAACAUGCAACCAUCGCAACAUAUAAAUGGAUCCCAGCAUAAUGUUGACAAAGAACUACCGCCUGCUAAAAGUGCUAAAACACCAGACCUGGAGAAGGGCCUUGCACCUCUCAUAUUACGAAGUCGAAAUUCUUCAACUGUAAUUCAAAGAAUGCGAAGUAAUAAAGAGGACAAAUUCAUUGAAAAACUUGCAGUGGUGUUGUCAAUUGUUAUUUGUAUCAUAACAUUGCCUUUUUCGUUACUAUGCCUAUUUGUGGUUGUUCGGCAAUUCGAAAGAGCUGUAAUUCUACGCAAUGGGCAAGUGUAUAAGAAUCAUGCAUUUGGUCCUGGACUUAUAUUUUAUUUACCUUGCGUAGAUUCUGUAAAAUUCCUCGAUUUAAGGACCUUUUGCUAUGCCGUCCCGCCACAGGAAGUUCUCACUAAAGAUUCCUUGACAGUUUCUGUGGAUGCUGUUGUGUUUUAUAAAAUAUUUGAUCCAAUACUUGCUUUGUUAAGUGUCACUGAUUAUAAAUCAUCCACACACUACUUGGCUGCGACAACGCUGCGUAACGCACUUGGAACAAGACAGUUAACAGAAGUUCUAGCAAACCGCCCUGCAGUCAGUCAGCAAGUUUUUAAUUUCAUGAAAAACAUCACUAGAGACUGGGGAAUUGAAAUCGUUAAAGUGGAAAUAAAAGAUAUUAGACUCCCAUUGCAAUUACAAAAAGCAAUGGCAGCUGAAGCCGAAUCAACGAGAUUGGCAAACGCGAAAAUAAUUGUUGCAAAAGCAGAGAUUGAGUCAACGAAAAACCUUCAACUGGCCACCGAUAUUUUAAUGGAUAAUCCAAUGUGCAUGCAGCUUAGAUAUUUACAAUCUUUGCAAAUGAUCGCUGGUGAUAAGACACAUACUAUUGUGUUUCCUUUCUCUUCGGAUCUUAUGAAGAACAUUUUUAUUUAGAUAUUUACAAUCUUCACAAACGAUCGCUGGUGAUAAGACACAUACUAAGUAUUGUAAUCCCUCUCUCUCCUGAUCUCAUGAGGAACAUUUUUAGUAAGUGAUUGGGGUUUUAAACUUUUUUAUACUCGAUGUACUCAAAUAGUUUUUG